CUUAAUUCGUUUAAAGAUGCUAGGCCAGCAGGAAUAUGGCUUCCGUAGUAACAACCCCUAUGCAGUGUAACACCUGCCUCGGUAUAGUCAUGAAGGAACAUCUGUUAGUCACUACGCAAGUUCCCGUAUUAAAUUUAGUCUCUCGAUACUGUCAGACCGAUCUGACGUAUCUUAGUGUAAGCUUGAAAAGGAAAUAAUAAAAAAAAAUUCCCUAUAAAGUUAUUUGAAUUUAUGGGGUUAAUGACAUAUAAAUGAAAGUGAGAGGCGAAUGUAUUUUGAAAGUGUAAAAUUGGUAACGUGAAAUAAUUUAUACUCGUAUCGAAUCAGUCGGUUUCCCAUUUACAAAAAUUUAUGUGUCAUUUAAUACGUUAUUAAUGAUUCGUAUAAAUCAAUGUCGUUCUGAUAUAUAUGUUGUAUUAUAAUUCAAUUGAUUUAAUGGUAAAAGUAUACAACACCGUUAUCCACCAUUUGUUCGACUUAUGUGGCGGAAAAAUCCCUCGUUUUGAACAGUAAAAAGUUUGAAGUUCUUAAGAAAUAAAGAAGCUGAAUACAAUGGUGAUUGUCAUCCAUUGAAUGAUUUUAAAUUUAAACUUUUGAAAAAUGUCACUUGUAUUUCCCACGUAUGUGAUCUGGUGCUUAUGUUAUAUUUGGGCAAAGUUUUGAGUGAAGCGGCGCUGGCGUAAGACGCCAAGAGGGUUGGAAAUUACUCCAAAGCGGAUAUCGACUAAACAGAAGAAAGGGAGAAACAAACUACGUUUACUGCGAGACAGUUUCACUCGAUUCAUUUUCUUUAACCAUUAUUUCUUAUGGUUCGCGAUUCCUAACUUUGACUCUCGUCUGUUAUCAUUUGUCAAAGUGUAAAAAUGUUCCGGAAGAUCAUUCUUAUCCUGUACCUACUACGACAAGUUGUGACUAUCGAGGAAGUCAUGUGUUCCGGAAAUCGUACGCUACUGGAAACGCCGGGCGAUGCUGUAAUAUCGGUAUUCGUCGAUGUGAAUUAUGGGCCUUACUGCAAUAUUUCUUCGCCUAAGGCAUACCAGGAAGUUGCUACGGCACUGUACGUUGUGCAAACGUUAAACAAGUACGACUACGUUCCUGGAAUCUUGCUUGGAGUAAAAAUCUUCGACACCUGCCACGACAAGAUGGUGGUUUAUAAGCAGGCGCUUUUGACAGCCGUUGACCUAGAAUGUGUCUCCCACUACGAGAUGGGAAUUCUCGUGGCAGAAAAAUAUCACGGAGUCAUCGAACCACUGCAAAAAUACAGUGUCCUACCUGUCAGUAAUUACAAAGAUGAAAAUUUGACAAAACCAUUGUUAAAUGUCAUGGUGAAUUUCCUGAGCACGAAAUUCGAAGUAGUCGAUUUAUUCGUAACGUCAUCGCAAUACAUUCUGGGACAUUUUCUCGAAGCAAGUAAAGAUGCUGGAAUCUGCGUGAAGAGUUAUCGAGAAAUUAUAGAAGCAGAUAACGAAACAGAAAUCACUAUUGUUCUGAUAGGAACAAAAGAGGAGAUUAAUUCCUGGAUAAAUAAUUUCGAAAUCGAAAUACCUGAGGCAACAUGGAUCAUUUUAUCCCUCGACGAUUCGAAUAUAGAUGACAUUGCGCCAGUAGGAUCCUACGUGAUAAAAUCUGAAUCAUUAACGUUCGAUCCGCUACAAGAUCCGUUCGAUGAUAAUUUCCUCCCAAGAGUGGGUCCUUCGAUAAUUCAUUCUCCAUAUAUACUAAGCAUAGGAAAGUCCAUAAUAGAAUUGGCCCAGGUUCUACAAGAUAUUCAAAAGCGAACCUGUCCAGAUGGUGGAGCCUGUACACUACCCCAUUUCAAUAGUUCGCUACGUAAAGAAAUAAGUAAUGCAGAAGUCUACGAAGCUCUCCACAUUCUACCAAAAUCACAUUCCAUAAGAUACGUGAUAGUUCGGUACGAUGCCAGCGGAAAAUCGAUGGAGGUCAGGAGUUAUAAGAUCGACGCAAGCAAGUACAGAAUAAAAGCAGAAACGGGUGAGACGAAGAUGUCAAAACUCUGUGUAGGAAAAUACCUGAAGAAUUGUCGUAAAUGCGCAAACUUUCAAAGACGCGCGGACGCCAGAAGUCUCGUGAAAAAUAUUCGAAAUCAUGGUUUCCUCAAAGCAGCCGGAUGGAUACCGAUCUGCAUGACGAUAGUUGUUUGCGGCACGUUUUCCUGCGUGGUCAUAAUAAUCUUCAUAAUAUACCGAUUCUUCGUGGACGAGGUGCUCGAUGGGAAUCCUGCCCUGACCAUCGUCCUCAUCCUAGCCACCAUCUUCAUGCUUCAAGCAGUUUUCCCAUUUUGUAUGGAAGACGAAGUGAUGGGAUCGGAACAGCUGAAUGCCAGGAAAAUUUAUGUCUCUACGUUGUCGAUCGGUCUGGCAUUCUCGACGAUGUUGUCCAGGGCUUUGUUUCUUGCAUUUUCGACAGGAGGACUCUUGACGAAACACAUUAACGGAUAUCUUCAGGGCCUUAUGGUCUUUUUCAUGUUCGGUGUUGAGGUCGCGAUAUCGACCAUGUUUUUUAUCUUGAAUAAAGAAGAUUCAGCUGUUAUCGCGAGAAGCUUGAUUUUCGUGGCUUUGCUGGGAUACGAUAUAUUUCUCCUGGUGACACUCUUCGUCGUGUGCUGCUUCAUUACCCAGAUACGACGUAACUACCGGGAGGGAAAGUGCUUCUUUGGCACAGUCAUUGGUCUUCUGAUUAUUUGGGCUGUUUGGGUGACUUGCUUCGUUCUGAUGGAACCUGAAACUAGAGACACAGUAGUCACUUUUGGUGUCAUCGCCACAGCUUAUCUCAUCAUCAUUGGAAUACUCAUACCAAGAACUUAUUACAUGGUGAUUCAUCUUAGUAGAGACAAACAUUUUGCCCAGAGAUUCGAACCGGCUGAUUUGGGUCCUGAUCCCAGGAUGAACACCGUAGCAAGACAGACCCGGCUACCGUUCUACGACUACGUACAUCCAACGGAAGGUAUGAUGAACGUGGGUAACCUCAAUCCUAUGAGAUAUCCGAAUUAUUAUGGAAACUCCAGUCCAAAUCCUCGAUAUCUGACUCGAUGCAGAAGUCCCGAUACUCGACGAACACCAGGACACAAUAACUAUGGUUUCAGUUCGGAGAUGCGAGAGGUUGAGAAUUCUUACGUGGUACCGCGUGUCUGCAUCGAAAAUCCCGAGGGACGACGAAGUCCUAUCGGAAGGAACAGUCUCGACGUGGGAUAUGUACAAGCUAGAUAUCCUAGAAGAUCGAAAAUAGUCAUGGGGGAAAAGGAUUGUAUAGAGACUGACGUUUACGUCGAAGGACAUUUGUCUCCAGGUCGUAGAGGACCUAAUGAGAAUUAUCCAUCGAGAUGUUCCAGUCCUAAAUUAGGGCAAAGUGAAGCUACCAUUAGAGAGGAGGCUGAGGAUGAUGAAGUCACGAGAAUAACAAGAUUUUAACGAGCAUUCUCUAUUCUCUUCAUCCUUUCUUCGUACUACAGUGUGGGUAUACAUUUUGUCACUAUGAAAUAAAGUAUUUGAAAUAUUA
Cephus cinctus (wheat stem sawfly) is the source of this 3516-nucleotide messenger RNA. RefSeq names its product protein bride of sevenless (gene boss). The transcript has 7 exons. Gene Ontology annotation, molecular function: sevenless binding; adenylate cyclase inhibiting G protein-coupled glutamate receptor activity. NCBI's taxonomy places the organism in Eukaryota, Metazoa, Arthropoda, Insecta, Hymenoptera, Cephidae. The record is from RefSeq and is a predicted model, not a curated record. The coding region runs from base 864 to 3428 and encodes 854 amino acids. Gene Ontology annotation, biological process: visual perception; G protein-coupled receptor signaling pathway. Gene Ontology annotation, cellular component: membrane.